UUGUCACACAAGUUAUCAAGGUCUGUGGAGGUUGAUACCUUUGAUAUCUAGUAAUAUUUUCAGUAAAUAUUGCUUUGAGGCUUGCUUUUGAAAUUUUUUAAGUUCCGAAAAAUAACUAGAGGUAUGGUCAAGCACUGCUGCUAUGGUACUUGUAAAUCUGAUUCACGGAAAAGUGAUAUAUCCGUCGUGUUGUUCCCCUUCCCAAAACCCAAAACAAGGCAUGAAGACUGCCUUCGUUGGAUUAAAGCUUGUGGAAGGCCUCACAGCGAUUUUAACAUCCAGAAAAUUACGAAGGACACAUAUAUAUGUUCAAAGCACUUCAUCGAUGGUCAUCCAUACCUGCAGAUGGCAGUGCUGUAAAAAAAGGAAGACCAGCUCCAAAAAGGAGAAUGCAAACUACUGAAUCCUCAAAUCCUAAUGUAACCCAACAAAAAAGACAAAAAGAAARCGAAGACGAGCCCGAACAGUUCACAGGCAUAGAUACAUUUACAUUGGAUCCGCCGAUAUUACAAGGAGUGACAUACUCAUUGGACAAUCUGGCUAAUGCCUGUGAGUUGAGGAGACUUGAAAAUGAAAUUGAAAGACUGAAGCUGCAGGUAGAAGAAGAGCAGAAACUAAGACAUAGCCUAGAACAGCAGCUGGCAUCAUCAGUUCUCAAGGAGGAAGCACUUAAAAGGAGCUUUCAUGAAAAAGUGGCCAAAAUGAACUUAGAUACAAGAGAAAUUGGGUUUUCAGUUGAGAUGGUURAUCAAUCCAAAAUAAAAGCACUCUUGAAGUAUUAUACUGGGUUUGAUUACAAUGCUUUUGAAGCUCUCUUCAAGUACCUGAUUCCCAAACCUGAUGAAAAUCCAAUUUGCUACACAGAAAAGGCAAAUGCUUGUAUGGAACUGAAUUUAAAAAACCAAUACUUCCUUGUGAUGUGUAGGCUGAGAAAUGGGUUCCAUAUCAAGGAUCUUGCCUACCGGUUUAAUAUAUCAGAGCAGCUUGUGAGUAUCAUUUUUAAUUCCUGGAUACACUAUAUGUAUUUAAGGUUAGGUUAUUUGUCUCUCUGGCCUGACAGGGAUACAAUAAUCCAGCACAUGACACCUGCAUUCAAGAAAGACUUCCCUAACACAAUUGCAAUCAUUGACUGCACAGAAAUAAAAACAGAACGACCAUCAUCCCUGUCUUGUCAGUCACAGCUAUACUCAGAUUACAAGUCAACCACCACCCUGAAAGCAUUAGUUGCAACUGACCCAAGAGGAUCACUAAUGUAUACUUCAUCCUUGUUCACUGGCUCAAUAUCUGAUAAUAAUAUUUGUAAAGACAGUGGUUUCUAUGACCUCUUACAAGACCACCUCAAAAAUAACAAGAUUCAGGUAMAUGAUGCCAUCAUGGCUGAUAAGGGCUUUACUAUUGAAAAGGAACUUAAGGAUUUGGGCUUGCAGCUGAAUAUCCCACCAUUUUCUUCCUCCACUGGCCAAAYGACAAGCGGUGAUGUACAAAAAACAAGARUGAUAGCCAAACAUAGAAUCCAUGUGGAAAGGGCCAUCAAUAGAAUUAAGAAUUUUAAACUUGUGAACAGAAGGAUCCCAGUCUGUAUUUUUCACAAUAUCAAUGAAAUUUGGUUGGUUUGUUGCUAUUUAACUGCACUUCAAGAUGUUCUGUUAAAGAUUCCCACAUCAUGAAUAACAGAACUCAUGCAAAUUGUUAAUCAAAAACAGGAAUAAAAUAGAAUACCUGAURAAUAAGUGGUGAUCCCUGUUGUACACGUCCCAAAGCUGUGUCUGUCUCAUUAUUGUUCUUAUUGACAAGAUAGGCAAUAGCACUAUUUUUCAAAGUAGAUUUUAGCUGCUGAAUUUCUGUCUUGGUGGGAGGGACCAACCUGUCACAAGCAAAAAAAGAUUACACCUUUGUUGCUGGAAAACCUGGAUAAAAUAACCAAAAACAAUGAGAUUUGUAAAUAUAACUGCUGAUGAAAAUAAAGAUUUUAUCUUUGUGUUGA
This is a messenger RNA of Actinia tenebrosa (Australian red waratah sea anemone), 1984 nucleotides long. RefSeq lists its product as uncharacterized. Lineage: Eukaryota; Metazoa; Cnidaria; Anthozoa; Actiniaria; Actiniidae. The record is from RefSeq and is a predicted model, not a curated record.